Aspergillus bombycis is the source of this 885-nucleotide messenger RNA. RefSeq names its product O-methyltransferase. Bases 1 to 885 code for a protein of 294 amino acids. The record is from RefSeq and is a predicted model, not a curated record. The transcript is spliced from 3 exons. Lineage: Eukaryota; Fungi; Ascomycota; Eurotiomycetes; Eurotiales; Aspergillaceae. Gene Ontology annotation, molecular function: O-methyltransferase activity.
AUGGCGCCCAGCAUCGACUUACCCACCGAUUUCUACAAACCUGAAGAAACCGUCUUCUGCAAUGACGGACGUGAAGACCAACUCCUCUCCUUCAUCACCAACCACCCCCAGCUCCCUCAAAUCCGCAACUCGCCAGAAGCCGUGCUCGCCGCCAUCGACGAAUUCGGCCGCACCAAGGAUUUCCUGAUGAACGUCGGUCCUCACAAAGGGAGACUGAUCACCGACCUCAUCGCCACCGACCGCCCAUCCACUAUCCUGGAGAUUGGCGGCUACGUCGGCUAUUCGGCCAUCAUGUUCGGCCACGCUCUCCGCAAAGCAGCGGCAACAACAGGCCAAACCCCGCGGUUCCUCAGUCUGGAAAUGAACCCCCAGUUUGCCGCCGUCUCGAAAGCACUGGUUGCGAUCGCGGGGUUAGACGACAUCGUCGAUAUCUGGGUAGGGCCCUGCCGCGCGUCUCUCCAGCGUCUGGCGAAGGGCAAGACGACUACUAAUACUACUGCUACUACUACUAGUAGUAGCAGUAGUAGUAAUAGUGAUUCUGCCACGGAGGCCCGGGAUAUGCUGUUUCUCGAUCACUCCAAGAUCUCGUAUUUGAAUGAUUUGAAGCUGUGCGAGGAGUUGGGCCUGGUGGCACCUGGAUCUACUGUCGUCGCGGACGAUAUGAAAAGGCCCGGGAACCCGCAGUAUUCAGAGUAUGUCCGGGCUUCGCCGGCCACGAAGACUGAGGCGUGUUUGCCCUUUCAGGGGUGUCUCUCGGAUGGUGGCAUUUCGUUGGGCAAUCCAUCUUUGGUCUAUGAAACGACGUUAGUGGAGGGGCUGGAGCCGACGGGGCUUAUGGAUGCGGUUGAGAUUUCGAAAUGUGUGGGGCUGGUAGAGGCCAUAUAG